AUGAAGCUACCAAAGCUGAUUUCUCCGUUCCGACUAGCCUCUCUGCUGCGGAUCCAGAAGGAUCCGAAGCUUGCCCUAGACCUCUUCCGCAACCCGAAUUUUGAUGGACCCAGUUCUUCAGCAUCCAAGCAAUUUCGCCAUUCUCCACUCUGCUAUGACCUCAUCAUCACCAAGCUCGGGGCCGCCAAAAUGUUCCCGGAGCUGGAAGAAAUCCUCCUCCAGCUAAAAACCCAGACCCGUUUCGCCCCCAAAGAAGUGAUCUUCUGCAACGUGAUCCAGUUCUACGCCCGCGCCCGCCGCCUAGAAGAUGCCACCAAGGUGUUCGAGGAAAUUCCUGCUUUCCGGUGUCAACGGACCGUCCGGUCAUUCAACUCCUUGCUGAACGCGUUUCUGAUGUGCAAAGAAGCUGAUAGAAUGGUGGAAUUCUGUGCAGGUGUCGAACAAUAUGCGGGGGGGCCCGAUGCUGUUACCUACAAUAUACUCUUCCGCUGGUGUUUCUCCAAGGGGAUGGUAGAUGCUGCCCUGAAGCUGUUCGACGAAAUGCUGAGCAGAAACAUUCGCCCCACUGUCGUGACGUUUGUGACUUUAAUUAAAGGGCUCUGUUCGGCUAACAUGUUGGAAGAGGCUCUGAAGCUAAAGAGCGAUAUGGUUAACUUGUACAGAAUCACUCCCAAUGCUUACAUCUAUUCCUCCUUGAUGAAAUUCUUCUGUGUGAAUGGUGAGCUGAACUCAGCGUUCAAGCUCAGAGACGAGAUGAUCAUGAAAGGGAUAGCACUGGACUCCUCAAUCUACUCAACCCUCAUCAAUGCCCUCUUUCAGGGAGGUAAAAAGGAAGAAGCUUUGCAACUGUGGGACGAGAUGAACCGGAGCAGCAGCGAGUGUAAACCCGACACGGUGACUUACAACGUGAUGAUCAGUGGGUUCUGCAGGAACCAGGAUUUCAGCGCAGCUUACCAGAUGUUUGAUGAAAUGUCGAGGAAAGGGCGUAAACCAGACGUGGUGAGCUACAACGUCGUUCUUGAUGCAUUGUGCAAGCACGGGAGAUGGCAAUGUGCGUAUGAGUUGUUCGAGAGCAUGCCAGGGAGUGGCUGUCUCCCAGAUGUGUUGUCAUACAGAAUUGUUUUCAGAGGGCUUUGCGAUGGAAUGCAGUUUGAGGAUGCAGCUUUUGUACUGGACGAGAUGAUCUUCAAGGGCUUUGCUCCUCAUCCUGGCAGCGUGUGUGCUUUUUUUGGUAAGUUAUGUGAGCAAAGGAAUAUGGAAAUGGCGUGGUCAGUCUUGGACACACUUGCUAAGGGUAAUGCGAUCGAUUUAGAUACAUGGGGGAUGGCUGUGGCAGCUGUUGGAUUUGAGGAGGAUAUGUUGAGUAGGAUCCGUAGUCAUGUUGAUAGUUUGGGUAGAUGUUGA
This is a messenger RNA of Linum tenue, 1404 nucleotides long. The record is from the annotation of a GenBank genome assembly. Lineage: Eukaryota; Viridiplantae; Streptophyta; Magnoliopsida; Malpighiales; Linaceae.